Fusarium pseudograminearum CS3096 is the source of this 693-nucleotide messenger RNA. RefSeq lists its product as uncharacterized. NCBI's taxonomy places the organism in Eukaryota, Fungi, Ascomycota, Sordariomycetes, Hypocreales, Nectriaceae. The record is from RefSeq and is a predicted model, not a curated record. The coding region runs from base 1 to 693 and encodes 230 amino acids. The transcript has a single exon. Gene Ontology annotation, molecular function: acyltransferase activity, transferring groups other than amino-acyl groups.
AUGGCAAUGGAUCCUGUCGAAAAGCCGCCUCUUGACUAUGUCAAAGUCAAGACGACACUCCCCGUCUAUCCUCUUCCUCCUAAUAGCGAACGAAAGCCGUUUCAGACAAAACGGUUGACAAUGCGGCCCAUGACACAGGAUGACUUUAAGCAUGUCCGUGCUGUUCGUACAGAACCCGACGGCAUGAUCUGGUCAACACAAGGUCGCCCUGAUAUAGAGAUGGAAGAAACGCAAAAGAGUCUCGAUCGCCGUCUACCUCCAAACGAUGUCAAAGGCUACGACUGGCUCAUCUCCCUCACCGAGACUGGCGAGUUCGUUGGACUAGGAGGUUCUUGCGUGUGGUCGGCUGAACUUGGCUGGCCGGCUAUAGGAUAUCAAUUCCUAAAGGCGCAUUGGGGCAAAGGUUACGCUUCCGAGUUCGUCAAAGGCUACCUUGACCACUGGUGGUCGUUGCCAAGGACUGAGGUUGAAAUCUCGGUGGAUAAGAACACCACUCUAGGCGACAGUGAGGUCCAAGACGAGUGUAUCUCAGCCGUCACAGUAGGUGAUCACGCUGCCAGUCAAAAUGUCCUCAAGAAGUGUGGGAUGGAGUUUGCCUCGUCAUGGACAGAAACUGAUGGAAAGGGCUUCUCCGAGGGAAUUAUCCUGCAUGGUUUUUUUGCGCGCAAGGGAAAAGAUGGUAACUCGCUGUGA